AUCCUCCUACUCCUCUGGUGCCUGGCUGUCCUCUCGUUUGUGUUCUGUUGUGGAAUGCCUUGCCAAGGAUAGCGGGGGCAUGACGAGAAGAGAUUUUCCGAUAUUCGACUGCUACACCACCUGCACGGAUGUUCUACACCGCACGGGCGUCAUCACAGUAACCGGCACUCCGCGCUGAGGCUCCGCCCGGCGCAGUAUUCUGCUCACGGCCAAACAAGUCGGCGGUGUCUGAUCAGACCGGGACUGGGCCACCCGCCCCCAAAAUAAUAAACCAACCAAAACCAACCAUGGCAGCCGCCACUGCAACCCUGGACACGGGAGAACUGCUCGAACUCAUCCUCCUCAACCUCGACACGCGCACGCUACUGCUUUCGCAACGUGUCGACCGGAGAUGGCACUACAUUAUCCGCCACAGCAAAAUGCUGCAAAAGAAGCUCUUCCUCCUCCCCACCAACACCUUUGACGAAAUCCUCGAAUUGGGCCUCCUCGACGCUGCCAAAUCGGAACGAUAUAACAUCCUCGACGCCACUUCUCACCGCAGCAAGCAAUUCCUCGAACAUAUUGUCAUUCUCAAUGACCUCCUCUUCGACACCACCCGAGAAUGGAAACUGCGCAAUGUCGCCUUUGCCGACCCCGCCAAGAGAAGUGGUAGCAAUAGCAAUAGCAAUAGCAAUAGCAACAACAACAACAACAACAACAACCACGACCACCCCCACAACACCAACAACAACACUAACAACAACUACACUAACACCAACACCAUGACCUUCAUCCCCAGCUGGCAACGCAUGCUCCUCACCCAACCACCGCCCAGCACAGGCAAAGGCGACGUAAUGUUCUGGUUCGAAGACGCGCACGACCACGACGAACUGUGCGAAGGCGUCAACACGCUCGGCGACAUGAUGCAAAAAAUCUACGUCAAAGAAGCCAGCUUGACAGGCUUUGAUGUCGAUUGGAAAUCUGCGGCUGUGCGCCCUGUCAAACAUGCUGUCGAUGGGACGUAUUAUAUGAAAUUGUUGGCGCAGAGACAGAGGGAUUGUGAUGUUGCUGCGAAGCAGGAGGAGGAGGAGAUGCUGCUGCUGCAGAAGAAGAAGAAGAGGGGGAGGGGGAGGAGUAGAGGAGGGAUGGGGGCUGUUGGGCAGAGUAGUGAGCGGUUUGAGGAGUUUUUCGAAGAGGAGAUUCCUCGAGGGGGGUUUUAUGGUGGUGGGAACGGAGAUGGGAAUGAGGUGAUGACUACUACUACUAUUACAGUGGCUACGCAUGAUGAUGCGACGUGGCCGUGCGAGGGAGCCGAGUUUGCCAUGCUGUGACGACCCAGGUGUUGUCGUUUACAGACUUUUUUUUUCUGUUUGCCAGAGGAGUGUUGCGGGGGAAAG
Molecule: messenger RNA, 1376 nt
Organism: Sphaerulina musiva SO2202
Lineage: Eukaryota; Fungi; Ascomycota; Dothideomycetes; Mycosphaerellales; Mycosphaerellaceae
Exons: 1
Coding region: 288-1310 (340 amino acids)
Molecular function (GO): protein binding
Source: RefSeq, a predicted model, not a curated record